Messenger RNA from Tachysurus fulvidraco (yellow catfish), 8612 nucleotides. RefSeq names its product solute carrier family 12 member 5a (gene slc12a5a). Gene Ontology annotation, biological process: potassium ion homeostasis; chloride ion homeostasis; chemical synaptic transmission. The coding region runs from base 497 to 3847 and encodes 1116 amino acids. Gene Ontology annotation, molecular function: potassium:chloride symporter activity. The record is from RefSeq and is a predicted model, not a curated record. NCBI's taxonomy places the organism in Eukaryota, Metazoa, Chordata, Actinopteri, Siluriformes, Bagridae. The transcript has 26 exons. Gene Ontology annotation, cellular component: membrane.
UGGUUUCUGAGGAGAGUGAACACUAUGGUAAAGUCCAGGGAGAAAUCACGUUAAGAUUCAGGACCACUGAACACAGUGAUCUCUGAUCAUAGUGUCGGUGAACGUGAAAGAGCAUGCCUACAUCCAGCUUCGUAUGUGUGAGCGGGUGAGAGCGAGAGAGCGUUCCAUCAUCCAACUCCUGCAGCUUUUUCUCUCUAUGAUAUCCUCCUCCUCCUGAAGAGAGUGCGAGAGAGAGAAGGGGAACGACGACAAGAAGAGAAACAGCAUAGAGAUUAAAAGCGUGCUCUCUUUUUUGUAUCGUGCUGCUCCUGCUUCCUCUCACCCAAGGCAGGGAAAGAAAGAAAGAAAGAAAGAAAGACAGGAGAGGGCUCUGUCCAUCCUUCUCUCUCUUCUGUCCCUGUGUUCAGCUGGGAGUGCAAGAUUUUUUUCCACUGUUGGGGGACACUUUGGAGGAAACUCUAGGGACCAGGGAAACAAGGAGAAGCUGAGAGCCACGAUGCUCAACAACCUCACCGAGUGUGAGGAGGGAGAGGGGGGAGCAAACAGCCAGGGAGAUGGGAAUCCCAAGGAGAGCAGUCCUUUCAUCAACAGCAGUGAUCCAGAGAAAGGCCAACAGUAUGAUAGGAAAAACAUGGCACUGUUCGAGGAGGAGAUGGACACUAGUCCUAUGGUAUCGUCUCUACUUAGUAGCCUUGCCAACUAUUCCAACCUGCCUCAGGGCAGCAAGGAACACGAGGAAGCUGAGAACAACGAAGGAUCUCGCAAGAAGCCUGUACAGGCUCCACAGAUGGGCACACUGAUGGGAGUAUAUUUCCCCUGUAUGCAGAAUAUUCUAGGUGUGAUCCUGUUUUUGAGGAUGACCUGGAUGGUGGGAAUUGGUGGAGUCAUCGAGUCCUUCAUCAUUGUCCUUAUGUGCUGCUCCACGACUAUGUUAACUGCAAUUUCAAUGAGUGCCGUCGCCACCAAUGGAGUAGUACCAGCCGGCGGAUCUUACUACAUGAUCUCUCGUUCACUUGGCCCCGAGUUUGGUGGCGCUGUGGGGAUCUGUUUCUACCUGGGGACCACCUUUGCUGGAGCCAUGUACAUUCUAGGCUGUAUUGAGAUCUUACUGAUCUACAUUGCGCCACAGGCAGCCAUCUUUAAGAUGGAAGAUUUGGAGGGCCCAGAGGCAGAGGCAGCUAUGUUGAAUAAUAUGCGAGUGUAUGGCACUUUGGUGCUGACCUUCAUGGCCGUGGUGGUAUUUGUGGGUGUGAAGUACGUCAAUAAGCUUGCGCUGGUUUUCCUGGCCUGUGUUAUUUGCUCCAUCCUGGCAGUGUAUGCCGGAGUCAUCAAGACUGCCUUUGAACCACCUGUGUUUCCGGUGUGUGUUCUGGGGAAUCGGACUCUAGUUUGGAAAGGCUUUGAUAUAUGUGCUAAAGUGAUUGAGAAAGACAAUGUUACAGUCACUACCAAACUCUGGAGUCUGUUCUGUGACUCUGAGUUCCUCAAUGCCACCUGUGACAGCUACUUCACCAACAACAACGUGACGGAGAUAGCGGGCAUUCCUGGCGUCACCAGUGGCAUUCUGAAAGAAAACUUGUUUGGAAACUAUAUGGAGAAGGGUGCUUAUCUGGAGAAGCUGGGCCUUUCUUCAGAGGAGGAGCCAGACGCUCUGCCCACUAACACUAAAAACUAUGUGCUAUCGGACAUCACUAGUUUUUUCACACUCCUGGUUGGGAUCUACUUCCCUUCAGUUACGGGCAUCAUGGCAGGUUCGAACCGCUCUGGUGAUCUGCGGGAUGCUCAGAAGUCCAUCCCCAUUGGUACCAUUCUGGCUAUCAGCACCACCUCCUUCAUCUACAUGUCUAGUGUUUUGCUGUUUGGCUCCUGCAUUGAGGGAGUUGUCCUGAGAGACAAAUUCGGUGAGGCAGUAAGAGGGAACCUGGUGAUAGGAACGUUAGCGUGGCCCUCUCCCUGGGUCAUCGUCUUCGGCUCUUUCUUUUCCACUUGUGGGGCGGGGCUUCAGAGUUUGACUGGUGCACCACGUCUUCUGCAGGCCAUCGCUAGGGAUGGGAUAGUGCCGUUUCUUAGAGUAUUCGGUCAUGGCAAAGCAAACGGGGAGCCCACGUGGGCUCUGCUCCUGACUGCCUGCAUCUGUGAGUGUGGAAUCCUUAUCGCUUCUCUGGACUCAGUCGCGCCAAUCCUCUCAAUGUUCUUCUUGAUGUGCUAUAUGUUUGUGAACCUUGCAUGCGCUGUACAGACUUUGUUACGGACCCCCAACUGGAGACCUCGCUUCAAAUUCUACCACUGGGCUCUGUCAUUCCUGGGCAUGAGCCUGUGUCUCUCGCUCAUGUUCAUCUGCUCUUGGUACUAUGCCAUUGUUGCCAUGGCAAUCGCCGGCUGUAUCUACAAGUAUAUCGAGUUCCGGGGGGCAGAGAAAGAGUGGGGUGAUGGAAUCCGUGGGCUGUCCCUGAGUGCAGCACGCUACGCACUUAUGAGGCUGGAAGAGGGGCCACCACACACCAAGAACUGGAGGCCUCAGAUCUUAGUGCUAGUCAGUAUGGAUGCAGAGCAGAAUGUUGAACAGCCUCGUCUUCUGUCUCUGACCAGUCAACUGAAAGCAGGGAAAGGACUCACAAUUGUGGGCACUGCACUAACCGGAAUCUUCCUGGACGAUCACCCUCUGGCCCAACAAGCCGAACAGUCCCUGAAGAAGCUAAUGGAAGCAGAGAAGGUGAAGGGUUUCUGCCAGGUGGUGGUUUCCUCCAACAUCCGCGAUGCCACCUCGCACCUGGUGCAGGUCAGUGGGCUCGGAGGCCUCCAGCACAACACCGUGCUCCUAAGCUGGCCACGUAACUGGAAACAGGCUGAAGAUCAUCAGCUGUGGAGGAACUUCAUCGAGUUGGUCAGAGAGACCACGGCUGCCAGUAAAGCCUUGCUGGUGGCUAAGAAUAUUGCAGCUUUCCCAUCGAAUGGUGAGCGCUUCACUGAGGGUUACAUCGAUGUGUGGUGGAUUGUUCAUGAUGGUGGCAUGCUCAUGCUACUGCCCUUCCUCCUGCGCCAUCACAAGGUGUGGAGGAAGUGCAGGAUGCGCAUCUUCACUGUGGCUCAGAUGGAUGAUAAUUCUAUUCAGAUGAAGAAAGACUUAACCACCUUCCUGUACCACUUGCGUAUCGACGCCCAGGUGGAAGUAGUAGAGAUGCAUGACAGCGACAUCUCAGCCUACACCUAUGAAAAGACCCUGAUGAUGGAACAGCGCUCUCAGAUCCUCAAGCAGAUCAAUCUCACUAAGACAGAGCGUGAGCGUGAGAUUCAAAGCAUCGCUGAUAGUUCACGUGGUUCGAUUCGUCGCAAGAACCCAGCGACAGUCAACACCCAUCUGAGUGUGACUGAGGAAGCAGCAUCCAGCAGCAAGGAGGAUAAACCAGAGGAAGAGGAGCAGCUCAUCCACGAUAAGAGCACCAACCCACCAACACCCGCCACCCCACAGUCCCCUGCCACUGAGGCCGUGACUCCCAGCACAGCUGUCCAGAUGACCUGGACCGAGGCCAAAUGUGAUGGAGAGCAGCCCAAACCUCCAGGAGCCAGCACACCUGGGGCCAUCAAAGACCUUUUCAGUAUGAAACCAGAGUGGGAGAAUCUAAACCAGUCCAACGUCAGACGCAUGCACACUGCUCUCAGACUCAAUGGUGAAAUCGUGAAGAAAUCUGGUGAGGCCAAGUUGGUGCUGCUCAACAUGCCUGGACCACCUAAGAACAGAACUGGAGAUGAGAACUAUAUGGAAUUCCUUGAGGUUCUCACUGAGGGUCUCAACCGUGUCCUCCUCGUACGUGGUGGAGGUCGUGAGGUCAUCACCAUUUAUUCUUGAAAGAACAACUUGCCCACAAACCCACCCCCAGCCUCAACCCUGAAAAAUGUUUCAUUCACAUAGUCAAACCCCAAAACAUUCCCCUACCACCCCCAAGCAAUAUCCCAGAAUUCCCUGCGCUUAUCUGACCCCCACCCUAAAAUGGAGCUACGACAGAUCCUCAUAUUGCCCGCUCUCUCUCUCUCUCUCUCUAUAAGGAGCCCUCAUUAAGGCCUUCUACUCAUUUUCCAUGCAGUUUUCUCAUUGGCCACCGCAUGUUCUUGGCCUAUUCUCAUUCUUGUUUGUUGUUUGUAAUCCGAUGAUCUAUGAUUUGCCCUGCUGAGUUCAGUGCCACAUAUGAUACAAGGAAAAACUAUUGAUGUCAGUACGUUUUCUGCUGCAUUCCUGACGUUUUCUCCAACCCCUACUUUUCCCAUCCAAUCAGGAGACGUCUGAAGGUCGCAGAAAUAGAAAGGUUUUAGGAGCUUUCUGCUUCCUCUAAGGCUUUGGUUUGUACAUUUAUUUAUUUAUUUAUUUAUUUAUUUAUUUAUUUAUUUAAAAACAAAAGCCUAAACUUUCCAGAAAGAGUUCAGAAGUCAGACAAGCUGAGGAUCUGUCAGUCGUUACAUCACUGUGAUGAAGCAAUGAGUUUUGCGAUGGACCCGGACCAAGGAGCUGACAGAGAUGGUGGCACGCCGCUAUUUUUGCCACAUUGUGGGCUGAAUUCCCAGAAGUCAUGUGUCAUGAGAAGGACUGACAGUCACGGAAAGAGACUCUCACGCUGUGAUGUUUCAGUUUGAUGUGGCCAUAUUCGCCACCCACAUAGUGUGCUAGGUGGAAACACUUUGAUCCCCCGGACUGUACUUGGAAAAAACAUACAUUUGUGCUCUGUUUUCUUGGCACAGUUCUGCCAUUUUUUGAAAUUUGUGUUUAUUUGUGUUUAAUUGUUGUCCUCUGCGUAUGCCCUGAAAUUUUUCACUUCUCCUGAUUGGAUGUGAAUAGCUAUUCCCUGCCAAACACUAUAUGUGCCAAAACAAUAGUGGGAAGAUCUGUGAUUUGCUGUCUCAAAAUGACAGAACAAGAAAAAAAACAAAAACAAAUAGGACUUAUCUGUAUUAUCUGAGUGUCAUAAGUGAGAGGAAACAUGUAACAAACAGAAUGUUGGAGGAGGAGGAGGUGGAGGAGGAGGAGGAGCAGAUAAAAGUCUACAUGGUGUAAAAUCUCAGAGGUAUUGAGAAAUAUCGGUUUUCUGGGAUUCACUACUAAGAAAGCCACAGGGUUGAUGCUAAGAGUCUUCAGGAUGACUUUAGGCUUUUCACUGUGGCAUUGGGAAGUGUACUGUACUGUACUGUACUGUAGCCCCCUUCACGAGCACUCAACCUGCACUGGCAGCCACUGUGUAACAAGUGAUUUGAUGAGUCUGUGGAUUCAUUAAGUGUGUGUGUGUGUGUGUGUGUGUGUGUGUGUGUGUGUGUGUGUGUGUGUGUGUGUGUGUGUGUGUGUGUGUGUGUGUGUGUGUGUGUGUGUUCAUAUGAUCCAUCUGUGGGAACUUGAAGCAUUUUAGUCGCUUUUUACAAACAUGAAAAUGUGUUUGUUACAUUUACAGAAAGAUCUAUAUAAAAUACCACUACUAUAUAUACAUAUAUAUUCUGUAUUGGACCACACCAAAAGAAAUCGUAAAACUAUAUGAUACACAUGUUGAUUGUGCCAUAUGACUGACAAUACAUAUCAGUUUAAAUAUUAUUAGUGCGAGCUAACUUGAAUAUACAUAGGAAGAAGUAAAAACUGUCAAAAGACAGAAAGGAAAUAUAUUGUCCCGAAACUCAUGCAAGUAAAAAUGCAAUCGUAUACAAAGCGUCUAUGGGAUGUGGUCUAGACGGAGUUGCUGAAGGAGUAGUUUAAGCAACAUCUUUUACCGAUCGAAUAGUACGAAAUGAAAUGAAUGUUAGAGACGAUCUGAAAGUGCAUAAAGAACUGGUUGUGCAAUAGCUGAAACUGGAAAAGUCAUAUAAUCAUUGCAUUAUUUAUUUUUGUAUGCAGAUACUUUUGUAAAUGUCGGUUUUAUUUUGGGGAGUUUUCACAUAAAAAGCAGUAAGAGUUUAAGUAUGUGAUUUGUUUCUGCUCAGAUAAACACUGUUAUUGUCACUUGUACUUCACUAAUUAGCAUUCAUAUGUAUAUAGAUAUAUAGCUGUAUUACACACCGAUCAGCCAUAACGUUAAAAACACUAGCUUAUUAUUAUUAGGUCCCUUCAUGUUGCCAAAAGGGCUCUGUUUUUUGAGUCAUUAACUCUACAAAACCUCUAAAGGUGUGCUGUGGUAUCUGUCACCAAGAAAUUAGCAGCAGAUCCUUUACUGUAAGUCCUGUAAAUAACGAGGGAGAGCCUGAAUAAAUCUGACAUGUUUUUCCAGCAUAUUCAACAGAUAUUUGAUCAAAUUCAAAUCUGAGGAAUUUGGAGGCCAAAUAAACACCUUGAACUCUUUGUCAUGCUCCUUAAACCGUUCCUGAACAUUUUGUCUUCUCUUCAAACAUAUUAGGUCGGUAGAGAUAUAUAUAUAUAUCCCAAUUUUUCACAGGUGCCAUUGUAAUGUAAUAAUCAAUGUUUUUUCAAUUCAUCUGUCAGUGGUUUUUAAUGUUGUGGCUGAUCUAUUUAUACAUAAUGUAUGUCAUAUAUCACUAGUGAAGCAAGUGACAACAAUUUUUAUCAUCACUUGCACACACAAAUAUAUAUAUAUAUACUGUUUUAAAUGCAUAAAUCCAUAUAUUGUGAAUGCUGCUAGUGUGUGAAUAGAUAUGUAUAUACAUAGAACUAAAGUAUUUACAGAAAUAUUACAGGAUAGUACUAAGAGGGGCAGACAUACAAAAAUACAUAUCAGCACUGGUGAUUGUUGUAUUUAAAACAUUUCAGUUGAGUGGGCUUUCAGACCUAUCAGCAGUCAGCUUUUUGGUGAAUCUAAAAGCAGUCAUUGUAUUUCACAAUUAUAUAUUAUACAUGCAGCAAAGCAUGUGAGAAUAUGGCUGCGUUCAGGCGUGAAGUUAAAGGAAGAAUUCACUCUGAGCCACCACUUGCACUCUUAUUUGCUUUCAGUAUGAACCACACACCAUAUAUAUAUAUAUGAGGAUGAGAAAGUGUUGCCUGCGUAGACUGAGCCUAGCCUUUCAACACGUUUCCCAAAAAAAGAUCACGAGCUUAUUCGAACAGCUCAUUUUAUCUGAUUUCAUUCUGAUGAUUUUGUAAUCGUUGUUUGCAUGGUUCAAUUAUGAUUAUUUGUUUUGGUGGUUUAUGUUGUGUAUUCUGUGAAAGAAGAAAAGUGUGAGGGAUCCGUUAGAGCCCAUGUUGCUAAUGGUUGUGUUGCAAUACAUCUAGCAGUGCUCGAAGGUACAGUAGUGUGCCGGAGUGACCGUGGUCGAGUGACUAGGAUCAUGGCUGGCUGUAGCUUCGGGUGCAUAAUACUAUACUGUUGUGUUUUGAUAUUUCCGUAGUUAGAUUAGCAGGAGACUUGGAGCGUGCUAGAUAUGUUGUCUUUUUUGACCUUGUGUGUUACUGCUCUAAUACACUGAUCAUUUUGUUGUAUUGUGAGACUUUUAGUACAAAGUGGUUAAGGAUCCAUCCACUUCUUUUGGAAGGUUACGUGCAAUACUGUUUCUCUUGAGGGUUGGAUGUUUGUAUGUGAGCAUGUGAGAAAUAUUUUUUAUGUCUGCUUUAUUUGUGGUCCUGUAGGCCAUGGUGUUCAUCAGCACUCUUUGUGUGCUAGAGGAUUUUACGUCACAUCUGUUCUAUGGUGGCUGAUACAGAAAUGCACUUUAUACAGGGUUGACGUUCUUUCCAGCGAUGAUGACGAUGUCAUUCGGGGUACCUUUGCUAUUUGAGCCUGCUGGAUCCAAUCGGAGUUUUCAGCUUCCUCUAGUGGCAAAAGUGUGUAGUUCAGUCAUGGGGAAGCGGCAGUUGUUUCAUGGUUGCAGAACGAAUACAUUCUCUGCUAGUUACAGUACAUACUACCUGAUCGAGACAGUUUUCACUCUGCUGCAUGAACCUAGAUGUAUAUUUAUUUUUGCACUUAUUGUGUAUCAAUAGCUCUUUUGUCUCGAUUCUUCACACUAUAAGACACGUUCAAAAAUAUAUUUCCUACGCAGAAUCAAUGCAGUGACUCCCUCCCAUGCUUCACCAGCUGCCAUACCCAACAAUCUCCCAAUCACACACACAUACACACACACACUCUCUCUCUCUCUCUCUGUGUCUUUCUCUAUCCCUAGAUCACCUGCCAUUCCUAGCACUGUAUUAAAAUGUGAUCUCAGUAGACAUAUGAUUAUUGAUCAAAGACUAUAAACAAGCGCUUCCACUACUGGGUCUGGCUCUGUUAAAAUGGACAAUCCUCCUUCUCCACCUGUAAUUUUAGAGAGAAAUCUUGCUAAUCUGUAGCAAGGAGAUGAAUCAACCAUUCCACGAGUGGUUCGGAGAACAAACGCUGUUCUUCACAGAGAGCUUUUAAGAGAUAUGAUUUUGCCAUCUUUGAAAUAUAAAGGGCUCCAGAUAACAAUCCAUAUUUGGUUUUGAAGUGUGACAACUAUAAGACAUCUCUACAGGGACAGCUUGGGUUUUUUUGUUAAGCUAUACAAGCACAUAUAAUGCUUGGAGCUACAUAGGUGGAAAAUACAUUAAGGUUUCAUCAAAGUAACAUGAAACAUUAGUCAGAGAAGGUCUGAAUGAUUUGCGUCUCAUAAAAUCUAAGAGACACGCAGCAGAAUAAUCUUACUGAGAAAAAAAACAAUAUUAUAAUAUUUGAUAA